AUGAACGUAGCCAAGGUUCUAAGCAUUUUUUUUGUUACAUGGAAACUUUUCGCUUUAGAGUCCACAUCAAAGCAGAGCCCUCUCGAAGUCUCUUCAGAGAUGGAAAUGCGUGAAGAAAAUUAUAACAGAAUGGAAAAUUAUUCAAUUUUUUUAGAAAAUGAUAAAGCUGAUCAACUUGAAAAGGCUAAUCAGUUAGAAAAUAAUAAUGAUUCCAGCUAUUAUAUAGGCGACAAUUCUAUUGAAACUGGACAAAGAGCACAAGAAGGAAAUGCAUUUUUGAAUCCAAAUGCUUAUGAUAAUCAUCAAGAUAAAACUAAAAUCCAAGAAUUCCAAAAUACAGUUCCAAUUAUUAUUGCAAAUGAAAUCAAGCUUGAACAUAUCAGUUUGGAUUUAUCACAAGAUCUUGAAGUAGGAUGAAUUGAUGAAAAAUUAAACUUAAACAGCCAGAAUAUAGGGCAAAUGUCAAAUCAAGACCAAGCUACUGUUAUAAACGAAGUGAAUACUAUAAUUAUGCCAGAGCCUGAAAGCAAAAGCGAAAAUGUCAUCGAAACUUUUAUUGAGACUAAUGUUUUUAGAAGCAAAACACAAGAGUCUGUAUUUAAACCAAAAAUUUUAUUAAUAACCACUUAUUUGGCUAACAAGUAUGACUCUGGAAAAGUAAGUGCGCUAUAUUUGAAUGAAAAUGAGGUCGUCGAGCUGAUUGGAGGUCUGCAGAAACCUACAGCUACUUGCUUAGAUGAAAACCAUAACUAUUUAUAUGUCAUUGAAAGCAGAUUGAAUAAUAAAGGCUAUAUUUAUCAAUAUGAAACAAAAUGAAGUGAUAGAAGGUUUGUUCUAGCUAAAAAUAUGUAUAAUGUCAUCUACCAUGGAAUCAAUCCUUACGAUUGCAAAGUUGAUCAUUUGGGAAACCUAUAUUUUGUGGAUGCCGCUCUUAACCAAAUCAGCGUCAUCGGAUACAUGGACUUAUUUUCUGGGUUUCUCAAUAAGCAUUAUAUUAUGUAUCAAAGAGAUAUUAUAAACAACAAAUUAAAUUAUCCAACAGCAAUUGAUUUGGAUAGCAGAAAUGAUAUUUAUUAUAUUAAUAGUCAACUCGAUGAAUAUUCAGGAACAUUGAACAAGGCAGAUUCACAAACUGAAACCAAAAAUGGAGGCUUGAUAGAAACUUAUUCCUUUCAUAAUGUAUCUGCAAAAGGAGUCACAUAUACAGACAAUGGAUCUGUUUUUUAUUCACUUGAAAAUGGAGAAGUGUGAACUUACAAUCCAAAAGAUAAAACUCACAAAUUAUAUGAAAUGAGUAAUAUAACUGACCCUGCAGGAAUAUGCUCAUGUGGAGGCUAUGUUUACUUAGCAGAUAGCGCUAAAGGGAUUUAUGAACUUAAAGAUUCAAUGUCGGAUAAUUAUGUUGAUUUUGUUUUCAGCAUGGAAGAUAUUCAUGGAAUAUUUUGUGUAAGUUUUGGAGUUAAGCUCUUUCUCGGGAUAAAUAUACUAAUGAAUUUUUUGUAA
Molecule: messenger RNA, 1503 nt
Organism: Blepharisma stoltei
Lineage: Eukaryota; Ciliophora; Heterotrichea; Heterotrichida; Blepharismidae
Source: the annotation of a GenBank genome assembly